CGUCGUCUUCGUCGUCUUCAUAUUAAAAUCCAAAAAAAAAAAUUCUAAUUAUGUAAAAUUUAUUUAUUCUCCAACAUUUGUGAUUGUGUGUUGAUUAUAGUGGAAUAUCCGUAUUUGAAAAAAAAAUAUUCAAUUCGUUCGGUUUCAACAACGGCAACAAAUUCAAUGAUUUUUCAAUUUUCGAAAAUUUAAUUGAUUUUUCCAUUUCGUUUCAUGUGUGGCGGUCUAUCACGAAAAAUAAAAUUGAAUAUCGCAAUAUUAAUCGCUUCUGUUUUUCGGUUUCACUUUCAUCAUCGUCAUCACAAUCACCAUUCAAAAGAUUAAAUAUCGAAAGGUCGAAAGUUGGAUUUUCCUGAUUACAAAAAAAAAUUCGCUUGUUGAAAUUGAAAUCUACAAUAUUUGUAAAAAAUUUUUAAAUCCCAAAAAAGAUUAUGCCAUGCGAAAAAAGAAACUUUUGCUUAUGGGCACAUUGCUUUUUAUGGGCUGGUGUACUAUACAGCUCUAUCUAUUUGUCCAUAAGCCACAAUCACAACGAUUGAAAUCGGCAUUUCCUUGGUUUAUACGUAGUGGUUAUGUGAACAACACUGGUGAUAACGACGAUAAUUCCAUUAAUAAUAUUGAUCAUUCAUCAUCAUCAUCAUCAUUAUCAUUCUUGUCAUCAUCAUCAUCAUCAUCAUCAUCAGGUGGUGGCGGUGCAAAUAGUGAAAAAAUAAUAAUUACCGAUAAUAAUCAUAAUCAUAGUGCCAAUAAUAAUGUCAUUUUUUCGGUUGAUGGUCGUAAAAAAGUAAAAAAUUUUACUACUCCUGCAAACACUACUACUACUACUACCACGGAUCAUCAUUCUCAUAAUAAUGAACAAACGGAAAUGGCAGACAAAUUUACAAUUAAAUCAAAAACAAAAAUUAUCGAUUUUGAUGAUAUUUCCAGAAAAAUCGAAACACUUGAACAUGAUCUCAAUCAACAAACUAAAUCAACAGAAGUGAUGUUACGUUUGCUCAAAACUAUUGGCAAAUUAGCUGAAAUGAUGAAUAAAACUAUUUAUGAGGUGAUUAAUGAUAAAACACUGCUAAAUUCAUUGAUGAUUGAUCAAUCAUCGAAUAAGAAACCCAUUAUCUGUGUAUUAUUAUUUGCGUGCAAUAGAAUUACAAUCAAACGUAAUUUGGAACAAUUAUUCAAAUAUCGUAAUGAUUCGGAAAUAUUUCCCAUCGUUGUUAGCCAAGAUUGUAAUCAUGAACCUACAAGAGAAAUAAUUGAAUCAUAUGGUGAUAGGCUGACAUUCAUACAGCAACCAGAUCAAUCUGAUAUCAUAUUGAAAGGAAAGAAUCAGAAAAAAUUCAAAGGUUAUUACAAAAUUAGCCGCCAUUAUGGUUGGGCAUUAAAUUAUACAUUCAAUACGUUGAAUUAUGAUACCGUAUUGAUUGUUGAAGAUGAUCUCGAUAUUGCGCCGGAUUUUUUUGAAUAUUUUCUUGCAUUAUAUCCCAUACUACGUUCUGAUCCUAGCCUUUAUUGUAUCUCAGCUUGGAAUGAUAAUGGUAAAUCAUCGUUGAUUGAAGAAGAUUCAACCAAACUGUUUCGUUCGGAUUUUUUUCCCGGUCUUGGUUGGAUGUUGACAAAAAAUCUUUGGCUUGAAUUUCAACAUAAAUGGCCUAAAGCUUUCUGGGAUGAUUGGAUUCGUGAACCAGAACAGAGAAGAAAUCGAGCCUGUAUACGACCGGAAAUAUCACGAACACGUACAUUUGGUAAAAAAGGUGUUUCCAAUGGUUUAUUUUUCGAAAAACAUUUAAAAUUCAUUCAAUUGAAUGAAGAAUUUGUGCCUUUUACUAAAAUGAAUCUAUCUUAUCUUUUAAAGGAAAAUUAUGAUGUUGAAUUCUUAAAACAAGUCUAUAAUAGUCGAUUAAUUUCAUUGUAUGAUAUAAAAAGUUUGCCUAUUCUUUAUGAUAAUGAUUUAAUACAAAAACAACGACCAUCAAUCAAUGGCCAUGACAAUAGCAAUGUCAAUGGCAACAAUGGAACAACAACAACAAGAUCACCAAUUGCAUCAAAAUAUUCGGUUCGUAUACAAUACGAAACAAGGGAUCAAUUUAAAAAAGCUGCCAAAAUGUUCGGCUUAAUGGAUGAUUUUAAGUCGGGCGUACCGCGUACCGGUUAUCAGGGAACUGUCGGUUUCAUCUAUCGUGGUUAUCGUGUCUAUUUAGCACCUAGUCCAAUUUGGAAUGGCUACAAUAUUACAUGGAAAUGAAAGUUUUUUUUCCUAUCUUUUUUUUCUCUCCUUCCUCAUAUAUAUCUAGUUUUAUAAUUUAUCUUUCAUUUUUUUUCGUUUCGUUUGAAAAUUCAUAUCUGAUCUGAUCAUUAUGUAUGGUUACUAAUUUACACCAUACAUAAUUGAAUUCGAUUAUCGAUAAUCGAAUUUAUUCAAAGAGGCACACACAAACAACAGACCGAGAGUGAGACAACUACACACAUCUGAUUUUUUUUCUCCUUCUUUUAUCGAUAAUCAUUCUACAUUCAUUUUUGUCAAAUUUUGUAAACACACACACACACCCGAACACUAAAAUAUCAGUUUUCGACAAUUUUCGAUUCUAAAUAGAUGUCACACAUUCCAAUCUUUCUUUCUUUUUUGAUGAAUACCAAAGUCACACAUACACACACACACACAAAUAUCAGCAAUAUCGACAGACACACUUAUUUAUUUUCACAUGUUUUUGUUUUUUUUCGUUUGUUUCUCUGUGUUUAUCAUUUCAUUUUUCUUUUUCUUUGUCACAAACAAACAAACACAAACACACACAGACCCACCUGAAAACAUUUUCUAUUUCGAUCAUCUCGCUUUCUUCUUUUGUAUUCACAUUCGACAGACACUUUCAACACACAC
Messenger RNA from Dermatophagoides farinae (American house dust mite), 2869 nucleotides. The record is from RefSeq and is a predicted model, not a curated record. NCBI's taxonomy places the organism in Eukaryota, Metazoa, Arthropoda, Arachnida, Sarcoptiformes, Pyroglyphidae.